CCAGCGCGACGGACCGCGUGGCGCACACGCUGCUCACCGCGCUGGCGCACCAGCCGCACCACGGGAAGGAGCACGCGCACAAGCUGUCCCGCAUGGAGGCGUCCGUUCGCGCGGUCUGGGCGCGCGUAUGGGGCGCCGGCGCGCGCGCGCUGCCGCUCGCCGCCGCAUUGCUGCGCGGAGCACCCGCCCGCCACCACCACCAUCUGCUGGCCGCGCUCGAGGUGCUGCCCGACCACGACCUGUUCGAGAGUGAGGAGAUCCACGGCAUCCUGGACUGCUUCCUGAACAUGACGAAGCAGCAGAGCGGCCGAGACUCUGCGCUAGCGCACCGCGUGUGCGCGCUCGUCCGCCGCUACACCGCGCGCCGCCCGCACCGCGCCGCCGCGCUGCUGGCCGCGCACCGCGAGACCGUCGCGUGAGUGGCUCCCUCUAGACACAGGACGGCUCCCUGAACACGAAGCAGCAGAGCGGCCGAGACUCUGCGCUAGCGCACCGCGUGUGCGCGCUCGUCCGCCGCUACACCGCGCGCCGCCCGCACCGCGCCGCCGCGCUGCUGGCCGCGCACCGCGAGACCGUCGCGUGAGUGGCUCCCUCUAGACACAGGACGGCUCCCUGAACACGAAGCAGCAGAGCGGCCGAGACUCUGCGCUAGCGCACCGCGUGUGCGCGCUCGUCCGCCGCUACACCGCGCGCCGCCCGCACCGCGCCGCCGCGCUGCUGGCCGCGCACCGCGAGACCGUCGCGUGAGUGGCUCCCUCUAGACACAGGACGGCUCCCUGAACACGAAGCAGCAGAGCGGCCGAGACUCUGCGCUAGCGCACCGCGUGUGCGCGCUCGUCCGCCGCUACACCGCGCGCCGCCCGCACCGCGCCGCCGCGCUGCUGGCCGCGCACCGCGAGACCGUCGCGUGAGUGGCUCCCUCUAGACACAGGACGGCUCCCUGAACACGAAGCAGCAGAGCGGCCGAGACUCUGCGCUAGCGCACCGCGUGUGCGCGCUCGUCCGCCGCUACACCGCGCGCCGCCCGCACCGCGCCGCCGCGCUGCUGGCCGCGCACCGCGAGACCGUCGCGUGAGUGGCUCCCUCUAGACACAGGACGGCUCCCUGAACACGAAGCAGCAGAGCGGCCGAGACUCUGCGCUAGCGCACCGCGUGUGCGCGCUCGUCCGCCGCUACACCGCGCGCCGCCCGCACCGCGCCGCCGCGCUGCUGGCCGCGCACCGCGAGACCGUCGCGUGAGUGGCUCCCUCUAGACACAGGACGGCUCCCUGAACACGAAGCAGCAGAGCGGCCGAGACUCUGCGCUAGCGCACCGCGUGUGCGCGCUCGUCCGCCGCUACACCGCGCGCCGCCCGCACCGCGCCGCCGCGCUGCUGGCCGCGCACCGCGAGACCGUCGCGUGAGUGGCUCCCUCUAGACACAGGACGGCUCCCUGAACACGAAGCAGCAGAGCGGCCGAGACUCUGCGCUAGCGCACCGCGUGUGCGCGCUCGUCCGCCGCUACACCGCGCGCCGCCCGCACCGCGCCGCCGCGCUGCUGGCCGCGCACCGCGAGACCGUCGCGUGAGUGGCUCCCUCUAGACACAGGACGGCUCCCUGAACACGAAGCAGCAGAGCGGCCGAGACUCUGCGCUAGCGCACCGCGUGUGCGCGCUCGUCCGCCGCUACACCGCGCGCCGCCCGCACCGCGCCGCCGCGCUGCUGGCCGCGCACCGCGAGACCGUCGCGUGAGUGGCUCCCUCUAGACACA
This is a messenger RNA of Ostrinia nubilalis (European corn borer), 1750 nucleotides long. RefSeq lists its product as uncharacterized. NCBI's taxonomy places the organism in Eukaryota, Metazoa, Arthropoda, Insecta, Lepidoptera, Crambidae. Bases 93 to 419 code for a protein of 108 amino acids. The record is from RefSeq and is a predicted model, not a curated record. The transcript is spliced from 3 exons.